AAACAAAUAGUGCACGGAAAGGCUAUGGCCUCUUCCCAAUGAAGCAAGGAAAACCCCUGGCAGUAGAGGAUGCUGAUAGUACUGAGAUGGCUGAAGAUCUGGUGGGUGACAUGGGCACUGCUAAUGAAGAGGCAGGGGACAAUAUUUGCAAAGAUGAUGGCGUGACUAGAGUGGACAGUGCUGAACAGGACACUGAGUGCAAGAGCAUCACAGCCUAUAUGCCAGCCACGCAGACAACUGGAAAUGGUAACUUUUCAGAAGGCUAUGGCCUCUUCCCAAUGAAGCAAGGAAAACCCCUGGCAGUAGAGGAUGCUGAUAGUACUGAGAUGGCUGAAGAUCUGGUGGGUGACAUGGGCACUGCUAAUGAAGAGGCAGGGGACAAUAUUUGCAAAGAUGAUGGCGUGACUAGAGUGGACAGUGCUGAACAGGACACUGAGUGCAAGAGCAUCACAGCCUAUAUGCCAGCCACGCAGACAACUGGAAAUGGUAACUUUUCAGAAGGAAGGUUAGCUUCAUCUCCAAAUAAAGAAGGACAUCUUUUGUUGACAACCAAGCCUACAGAAUGCACAACUGUUGAGAUCUACAUUGAUCUCAAUAAUGAGACUAGUGAUGUGGCUGAAGGUAAUGCAGAUGCAGAUCUACAAACAGCAUCUGGCAGUUGUAGCAUAUCAGCACUUGACAAAGCAAGCACAGGAGAUUUGAAAAAAAGUAACACAGCAGAUGUGUUACAAACUAAAAUAGACACCUAUAAGGCAUCAACAUGUGAACAAGAGAAGCAGGCUGAAGACAUACCAACUGAUGAUAGUAAGCCAAAGAAACCUGUGCCAGAUAUUCAGAAAAUAGAAAGCUCUGACGAAGACUCAUUUACAUCAAAAAGUGUAGAAAGUACAGAUGAAAAUUAUAUGGAAAUACCUGAUGAAGAAAAUUAUGUGGAAAUACCUGAUAAAAAUUUGCCGGACAAACAAACGCAAUUUUUGAGAACAGAUGGAGAGGCAGUGGUUGUAGAUGAUGACUCUUAUGUUAUUGAAAUAGCAGACAGUCCAGCAAAACAAGCUGUAGCCAUUCCUGAAUUCCAAUCUGUAAAAGGUGAUGCGCUGAAGGGUACAGAAUCAACUAAACCACUGGCCAGUAAGCCGGAGCUUUUGUAUGACAGAGGAUUCCUAACACCUGUUCCAAAAUCACUGAGCAAGUUGAAACAGUUGACUGUGAACAUUGGUCCGAUACGUCUAAUAGACCUGCAGUGCAAGAAACUCCACAACCUCCUACAGAUCAACCCCACAUGUGCGAUCAAAUUUGAACCCAAGGAAAGGACUCUAGACAAUGGCCUGAAAAUUGUGGACAGUUGUGGGUAUGUGCGCCUGCCCUUUAAGGUCUCAUGGCCAUCCAGGCUGGUGAAGAUAUCCGACAAGUUGAGUGACCUGAACAUCAAUGGACGGGACAUGUCUGUCAAGUUCCCAGAGGCAUUCAACAAGGCUGUUCAGGAGUGCAAGGCCUGGGUACAGCAGAGGAACCAGUAUUUAAUCUACACAGAUUUUAAAGUGAAACAGCGUCGUGUUAUGACUCAACAAUGGCCAAAAGAAGAAACAUCAGGAGAAAAGCUGACAAGUCUCUUUCCCCAAGUUGACAAAAUAAUAAUGCAGAUUGGGAAAGAUUAUGAUGACAAAGAUAUUUGCCUGGCCGUGUACUUGGAGUUUGCAACUUUAACUGCACUGGAGAACUUCAUGAGCACUGGAAGCUCCAGCAUCUGCCUGGACGGCCGACUGAUCACCUUCACCAAGAUAAUCAAGCGUGUGAGGCCGCACGGAGUGCCAAAACAAGUUGGGAACACAACUCCAACAAGGAAGAACUUCCCAGCCUAUGCAUCGCAGUUUGGGGCCUCUGCAUUUGGAACAAGGGGGCAGAGGGGCCUAGGUCAGGGCUUUAGAGGCAGAGGUGGGCGUGAUUUGAGGGGCAGGGGAGGGUCUAUGGGAGGUGUCAGGGGCAGGGCUGGAGGGAUUGCCAUCUCACCCCGGUCCACCCUUCAAAAGGCACACUACUCACCAGGGGUGUUUCCACAAAAAACAGUAUCAAAACAAGAAGCUGUGAUGAAUGCAUUAAAAAUGGUAAUAGAAACUGGUACACCAGUAAAAACUGCUGCUAAACAGUACGGUGUAGAUCACUAUUUACUAAGAGAUAAAGUGCAACGCAUGGUAGAUCGGCCGACUGUCAUGACAGGACAGGGUCCAUUAUUCUCCACUGAAGAGGAAGCACAACUUGUCAGCCAUGUUAAAUAUAUGGCAAACCUUGGGAAUGGUUUAACAAUAAGUGAGGUUGUAGCCAAGGCAACUGACUAUGCAGUGUUCUUGAAGAAGCGAACACAUGACAACCCAUUGUCAGUCGAGUGGUUUCAUCGUUUCAGACGGCGUUGGCCUGAAAUAAAGGAUGUCCAGUUCAAGGACGUGUUCUCCCCACACAAUCAAUUUGAGGUGGACUUAGGGACCAGAGAGCGUGACAAGUUUGAACCCCAGAGAGACAUCUGGUCUCAUGAACCCCAUGAUGACAGGCAACGCCAAGGAGACAGGUCGCGAAGUCCCUCGCGCUUUGAACACAACAAACAGAGACAGUCAGCCAGCAAGUCAGAUGAGACAAGGGCCAUGCUGGAGUCGAUGAAGUCCAAACUGGAGAACCUGGAACGCAAACUUGCUGAACAGGGUGGCUCGAUGCUUACCACCUGUUGAUGUCAAGAAGGAUGUCUUCCCUGAGAAGAAAAGAGGUCAGGGUGCGGGACCUCAGGGUUCAAGGGGUCAGCAUGCAGGCAAGAAAUGGGGGCGGGGCCGGGGAGCAGGUCAGCCCGGCCAGACCCACAAACAACAAGGGUACCAACCCAAACAGCAGGGGUACAAGUCCCCCAGGCAACAAAGUCCAGGACAAAGUUUCAAACACGCGCAGCCUCAAGUGUCCUCUGAACCUUCAAAGCAGACUGUACAGUGGUCUGGCUCAAAUGACCAGAAACUUUUGCCUGACAGAGAGUGGGGUCAGCCAGCCUUUGGGAAGUUUGAAACAUCCUGGUCCUAUGACCGUGGCCAGUUUGCAGAUGAACCCAGGACAGAUUUGGGUCAAGGUCAGCGAGGAAGAGGCUCAAGUGGUGCUGGGAGAGAUGGGGGUUAUCGUGGACGUGGAAAAUCACGUAACAUGUUAGGUGGAAAGAGAAAAGCUGAUACUUUUACUCAGGACUACCAGACGUCAACAAAGCGUCCGUAUUUUGAGGAUAAUUUCAAAGACACCAGUUUCCAAUAUGGUGCUGUUGAACCUGUGGCAGCAGGAGCGCUACCCCAACAUGCAGAACGACCAGACACCAAACAGGGAAACCUAUGGAGACAUGAGUCAGGGAGACAGGGACCAGGGCAGGGAGAACACAUUCACGAGGAGGGAGCACACAUUCCUCUCACCUUACCAGGAGCAGGGGUUUCCAGCCCCAAACACCAGCUACUAUCAACAGUACUGAGACCAGGGUCCGUGUUCAUAUUCACAUAAUAACUGGGAAAGCAAUAUUAUAUGUUGAACAAUAAUAUUUGGGGAUUUUCAUAUAGUCCUUUCAAUUAUGAAAUCAAAUGUCCAACGAAAGUUCAUAUUUAAAGUCUUAUAUCAGACUUAUAUACAAAAAUCAACAAAUUCAACAUCAAACAAAAAAAUGACAUUAUUUGUAGCCAUGCAAUUUUAUGUCAACUAAAAUAUAAGCCUCUUGCUAGCGAAAAUUCAGAUAAGGUGUAAAGUGUUGUCCCUAAUUAGCCUGUGCAUAAUCUGGGAUGACAUUAUGCAUAAGCAUUAAGCCCAGUGUGUUCCAGAACAAGACCUAUGAAUCUACUUAUAUUUAGCAUAGCAUGAAGAAUAUUUCUUCAACUGUUUCGUUUCAAACAUGCUUUUUUAACCAGGUUUUCCGAAGGAAAAAACUGGUUAUUAGAUAACUGGUUAUUAGAUUGGCGAAUGCGGGCGGGCGGGCUGGCUGGCUGGCUGGCGGGCUGGCGGGCGGGCGGAACAAGCUUGUCCGGGCCAUAACUAUGUCGUUCAUUGUCAUAUUUUAAAAUCAUUUGGCACAUUUGUUCACCAUCAUUGGACGGUGUGUCGCGCGAAAUAAUUACGUCGAUAUCUCCAAGGUCAAGGUCACACUUUGAGUUCAAAGGUCAAAAUUGGCAAUAAAUGAGCUUGUCUGGGCCAUAACUAUGUCAUUCAUUGUGAGAUUUUACAAUUAUUUGGCACUUUGUUCACCAUCAUGGGACGGUGUGUCGCACGAAAGAAUCACGUCAAUAUCUCCAAUGUCAAGGUCACCACAACUUAAAAUAGAUUUAUUUUGAAACAAACUUACAAAGGGGGUUAAUUUUGUUUGUUCAUUUCAAAAGUUCAGUUUGAGUUGUCUCCCUUAAUCAGAUUUUUUUUCACAAUGAAAACCUGGUUUUGUGACAAUUUUGUCCCUUGUUUUCCUUUCUAUUGACAAUUUUCAUUAAAAUAUUUUUUUUAUUGGGAAUAAAAGCAUAAGUAACAUUUAGAGCCAGGAAAUUAAAAAAAACAAAACUUUCUUUAGCUUUAAUACUCCCAAGUCAUAGAACAUUAUUGGUGAAUAUGUACCCAAUUCUAGCAGACAACUGUGGGUACCUUGGAAAAGGAAAGGGAUAAGUGCUGGACUAAAACUGUUGAAUUACAGUUAGAGAAUAAACAUUUUAAUUACAUGUUAUUUAGUAAUUGCUGGUGGUUAUGGAUGUUGUAUACUAUCCUCUACGUCCAUGUCUCAUUAAUAAUUGUACAAAUGGACAUUUGUAAGUUUUAAAUAGUUUCAAUCUAAUUGUUUCUACCUGCAUAUUGAUUUUCACAAUAAUUUCGCCAAGGCAUCGACUUUGUACGUCAUUGAUUGUAUGCUGCCAUUUUGCUUUAUUUGUGUUUUUGAUCUAUUUUGAAUUAUGUGACUAAAACAAUCAGAGAGCCUGUUGAAAAGUGUUCUUGACUGACGGCACAGGACAACUAUUCGUGCUAUUAAGACACCCAUUUUCUUAUCCAUGUUGGUAUGUCUUGGCAACCACGCAUUGCUUGGAGUUAUGGGCCUUUGAUAAUAAACUUUAUAUGAUAUAUAGUAUACGCUGUCUUCCAGGGUGUUCUGCUUUUGAAACAAAGGUAAUGUUCUUAGGUUAUACUUUUCUGUAGUAUUUGAUGACUGUAUAUCUCCUUUUCUAGAACCGUGUUGUGAUAUUUACGGACUGAGGCGCAGUAAGUGAAACAUAAUGCCAGAAUUCAUUGAUAUAUUUGUAGCAGGAAUAUUUAUUUUUAACUAAUUCUGUACGUCCGAACCAACCAAAACAGCAAACAGACAGGCCAUGAAUCCCGUUUUAAUAGUAAGAACGACGUACUGAAGAGUGAGUUGUUCUGGUUGGCGUCUUCUUCAGCAAUUUUACAAAAUAAAUUACUCUUGAUACGGCUGAGAUGAACACGUGUUGAUUAUCAAUCAAGUUUCUAUGACAUGAAACAUCGCUUACGGUAAGCGAGGCAUUUUCCAUGUCUGGCUUUCCCAAACUAAUUCAAAUGGUCAUUUGUGCGACCCUCCUUUACAUAUGUUUAAACUGAUUUUAUUCUAAUUAAACGCAUGGCCUUUAUAGGCAUGGUCGCUUUUCUUAUACAGCGUUUUUAGCUCACCAGAGCACAAUGUGCUCAUGGUGAGCUUUUGUGAUCACCUUUUGUCCGGCGUGCGGCGUCAAUAUUUGCCUGGUUAACACAUUAGAGGCCACAUUUAUUGUCCAAAUUUCAUGAAAUUUUGUCAAAAGAUUCGUCUCAAUGAUAUCUUGGACGAGCUCCAAAAUGGUUACGGUUGCUUGAAAAACAUGGCGGAAAGGGGGCGGAGCAUUUUUCCUAAAAUGGCUAUAGUAAAACCUUGUUGACAUUCUAGAGGCCACAUUUAUUGUCCGAUCUUCAUGAAAUGUGGUCAGAAGAUUAUGUCCCUAUGAUAUCUUGGACGAGUUCGAAAAUGAUUUCGGUUGGAUGAAAAACAUGGCCGCCAUUUGGCGGGGCAUUUUUCCUUAUAUGGCUAUAGUAAAACCUUGUUAACACCCUAGAGGGCCAAAUUUAUGGCCCGAUCUUCAUGAAACUUGGUCAGAACAUACGUCUUAAUGACAUUAUGGAUAAGUUUAAAAAUGGAUCUGGUCUGUUGAAAUACAUUGCCACCAGGGGGCGUGGCAUUUUUCCUUAUAUGGCUAUAGUAAAUCCUUGUUAACGCUCUAGAGGCCACAUUUAUUGUCCUAUUUUCAUGAAACUUGGUCAGAAGGUUUGUCUCGGUAAUAUCUUGCAAGAGUUCGAAAAUGGUUUUGGUUUGUUGAAAAACGUGGCCCCCAAGUGGCGGUGAAUAUUUCCUUAUAUUGCUAUAGUAAAAGCUUGUUAACACUCUAAAUGUCACAUUUAUUGUUCAAUCUUCAUGAAACUUUGUCAGAACAUUUUUUUCUAGUGAUAUCUUGAACGAGUUUUAAAAUGGCUCUGGUUGCUUGAACAACAUGGUGGCAAUGGGGCGUGUCAUUUUUCUUUAUAUUGCUAUAUAUUACUAUAGUAGUACCUUGUUAACACUAGAGGCAACAUUUAAUGUCUGAUUUUAAUUAAAGUUGGUAAGAAGAUUUGUGCCAAUGAUAUAUUAGAGGAAUUUGAAAAUGAUUUCGGUUGGUCGAAAAACAUGGCCGCCAGGGGAGCGGAGCAUUUUUCCUUAUGUGGCUAUAGUAAAAACUUGUUAACACUCUUAUUGUCCAAUCUAUAUAACAUUUGGUCAGAACAUUUGUUUUAAUGAUAUAUUGGAUCAGUUCGAAAAUAUUUCCGGUCUGUUGAACAACAUGGCUUCCAGGGUAAAACCUUAUUAGCACUCUAAAAGUUACAUUUUUAGUUCACUCUUCAUAAAACUUGGUCAGAACAUUUGUUCUUGGGGCUGCACUGAGCAGGUCAGUUCCUUUUUAUCUCAGGUGAGCGACUUUGGGCCUUUCAGUCCCAUUUGUUCCUAAUUAUUUAUAAUUAAGUUGUAAAAGGGAUGCCGAUUACUUUUAAUAUUAGUUCUAUGAGUAUGGAUUCAUCUGAUAGGAAUGAAGAGUGACAGUGUCGUCAACAUUUACUAUUAAUGUUGUUGUAAGAACGAAGCCACGUGUAAUGAUGACCCUGUUCAGGGGUGGCACGUGCAUUCUAGGCGACACAUGGUUAGGUGGGGAGCUUUUGGGUUUGAGAAAACUUUGGGUAAUAUUUCCAACUUGUGAAAUAUAAAAAUGUUCAAGUUGCAUUAGUGUUAGCGGAUUGAUAAAUGCAUUAACUGCUUUGCAAUUUCAUGUAAACUGACAAUGGAUACGAAAAUUCAUCAGCUAACACAAUAAUGCGCCUGUAUAUUUAAUAAUAUGUAUUCUUACACCUGAAGGGGGGAAUCUACUGGAAUAAACAUGGACGCCUA
Messenger RNA from Dreissena polymorpha, 7432 nucleotides. RefSeq lists its product as uncharacterized. NCBI's taxonomy places the organism in Eukaryota, Metazoa, Mollusca, Bivalvia, Myida, Dreissenidae. The transcript has 18 exons. The coding region runs from base 39 to 2717 and encodes 892 amino acids. The record is from RefSeq and is a predicted model, not a curated record.